CUGAUCGUCCCGGCUGACGAGGUCUGCUGCAGCUUAUGCGGAAAUCUGCAAUGGUGGCGGCGGCCCAGCCGUGCGGGGCUUCCCGCUGCUCAGGCCUGGCCCUGAUCUGGGUCCUGCUGUCAAUCAGCCCGGGCUGUCAGUCGGCGCCAUCCCCGACCCCGAGCUGGGACACCAUCGAUUCCCGGCCGCUGCCGCCCUGGUACGACCAGGCGAAGUUCGGCAUCUUCAUCCACUGGGGAGUCUUCUCGGUGCCCAGCUUCGGCAGCGAGUGGUUCUGGUUCUACUGGCAGAAGCAGAGGCUGAGGCAGUAUGUGGAGUUCAUGGAGAGGAACUACCCGCCUGGAUUUACCUACCCGGAGUUUGCCCCGAUGUUCUCUGCAACCUUCUUUGAUGCAGAGGAGUGGGCUGAUCUCCUGGCCUCCUCGGGAGCCCGAUACGUCGUCCUGACCACAAAGCACCACGAAGGUUUUACACUCUGGGGGUCGAAGUACUCGUGGAACUGGAACGCAGUUGACGUGGGUCCUCACCGUGACCUUGUCGGAGAGCUGGCACAAGCUGUCCGUAAUAGGACCAGCUUGAGGUUUGGCCUCUAUCACUCCCUCUUCGAAUGGUUCAACCCCGCCUUCCUGGAGGACGCUGCCAGCAUGUUCCGGACCAACAAGUUCCCUGCCACCAAGACCCUGCCGGAACUGUACGAGAUCGUGAACAAGUAUCGUCCGGAGAUUCUCUGGUCCGACGGGGAUGGUGGAGCUCCCGAUAGCUACUGGAACAGCACUGGCUUCCUCUACUGGCUCUACAACCAGAGUCCCGUGCGAGAGACGGUGGUAACCAACGACCGAUGGGGCGCGGGUACCAUUUGCAAGCACGGUGGGUACUACACCUGUGCAGAUCGGUACAGCCCGGGACACCUCCUCGCCCACAAGUGGGAGAACUGCAUGACCAUCGACUCCAAGUCCUGGGGAUACAGGCGAGAGGCCCAGCUCCGGGAUUACCUCCCGAUCGAGCAACUAGUGAAGACGCUGGUCGAGACGGUGUCCUGCGGAGGGAAUCUCCUGAUGAACAUUGGCCCCACUCACGACGGUCGGAUCGUGCCCAUCUUCGAGGAGAGGUUGAGGCAAAUGGGGCAGUGGCUGCACGUCAACGGGGAGGCAAUCUACAACACCAAGCCCUGGAGGAAGCAGAAUGACACGGUCACACCUGGAGUGUGGUAUACAUCGUUUCCGGGGAAACAGGUGGUUUACGCAAUAUUUCUGACCUGGCCGAAAAUGGGACGGCUGCACCUCAGUGACCCCCGACCUGCUGCAGGGAAAACCAAGGUCAACCUUGAGGGAUACUCAGAGCCUCUCCAGUGGAUGACGUUCGGGGAGCAGGGGAUGAUAGUGCUGUUGCCGAAUCUUCUCCCCCACCAGCUGCCCUGUCAGUGGGGUUGGAGCUUGAAGCUCACCGACGUGUCGUGAUGAUGGAGAGUGGCCGAGUGGAGAUGAGCUGUAAGGGUUUCUGGAAGAUUCCUCAGCACGCCUUUACCUAUUUUAUAUGGCAAUGAAGUUCAAAGUUCAAAGUAAAUUUAUUACCCUGAACAAAGAUUUUGCUUCCCGAAUACCUCUGGGUGUAUUUAAUGGAUUUUGGGCCGCUGAUCAUGAAAAUCACCCUGAAAUUUCCCUAUCGUGCACUUUUCUUUUUGCAAUCACCUUUAUUUGUUAUUUCAAUCAUAAUUUAAGUCAGAGUAACUGAUGCCAAGAUUAAGGAAGGCAUUUUUGUUAGUCAACAAAUCAAACAGGUCAUCAAUGACGGGCAAUUCAGAGAACGUCUAGUGGAAUCGCAUAGAAGGCAUACGAGGAUGUUGUUAAAAAUUUUCUUGGCCACUACAGAACACCAAACUACAUGCAGCUGGUUGACGACAUGCUUCAAGCAUGCAAAACCAUGAAGUGCAACAUGUCACUAAAGAUUCAUUUUCUGCAUUCCCAUUCAGACUCCGUCCCUGUAAAUCUUCGUGCUGUCAGUGACGAGCAUGGUGAAAGGUUUCACCAGGACAUUGCAGUCAUGGAGAAACAGUACCAGGGGCAACUGGAAUCCAUCAGUGCUGGCUGAUUAUUGUUGGACACUUAAGCGAGAAGCCUCAGACACAGAGUACAAAUGAAAAUCAUUAACAAAAUAUUUUUAGCUUAGUGAACUAUUGCAAAGCAUCAGCACUGUUAUGCAAUUAAAUGCAUUAUAUUCAAUAAAAGUCAAUUUACAGUCAUCACCUUGGUAUCUGCGGAGGAUUGUUUUUCCUAAUUCCUAUGUGAUACAAGUAGUCUGAAGUUAUAUUUUUGUUCGGCCCCAGGCGAUCUAUCAUAACCAAAAAAAUUCUGAGGAAACAACAUAGAAAUAGAAACGUAGAAAACCUAUAGCACAAUACAGUCCUUCAGCCCACAAAGCUGUGCCGAACAUGUCCCUACC
This is a messenger RNA of Mobula hypostoma (lesser devil ray), 2439 nucleotides long. RefSeq names its product alpha-L-fucosidase 2 (gene fuca2). The record is from RefSeq and is a predicted model, not a curated record. The transcript is spliced from 7 exons. Gene Ontology annotation, biological process: fucose metabolic process; glycoside catabolic process. Gene Ontology annotation, molecular function: alpha-L-fucosidase activity. The coding region runs from base 36 to 1457 and encodes 473 amino acids. NCBI's taxonomy places the organism in Eukaryota, Metazoa, Chordata, Chondrichthyes, Myliobatiformes, Myliobatidae. Gene Ontology annotation, cellular component: lysosome.